GAUUUUGAAUAACAAUUGACGAGUGAUUGAGUUGGUGCGGCAGCUGAAGAAACCACAGUUGUAAUAUUAUUAGACUUACAAUCUUGAAUUUUCUGACUAAUUUUGCAAUCCCUUACUGUGUCUGUGUAAGUUUAACGUGAAGAUGAGAGCAUUGUCCCUCUUACGCAAAUGUUGUAAACAACCAUUGCCAUUUCCUACUUUCACUUUCGCUCCUUUCUCCACUUCUAAGGUUAACAUCUUCGAUCGCGAACUAAAGCGCAAACAGCGCGACCGAGCUGCAUGGUUGAUGCCCUCAAACGACCCUUUACUUCAUACUGUUUCUGAAAAUCUAUUGGAUCGCUUGCAGGACUGUAAGAAGACUUUUCCAACAGCGUUAUGUUUGGGAGGCUCUUUGCAAGCUAUCACGCGCUCACUUCGCGGUCGUGGUGCCACUGAAAAGCUUAUUGUGAUGGAUGCGUCCUAUGAGAUGGUACAAGCUUGUAAAAAUGCUGAUGAUGCGUCAGAUGAUGAUACCUUUGAGACAGUUUUUCUGGUUGGUGAUGAAGAAUUCUUGCCUAUCAAAGAAAGCUCUGUGGAUUUGGUUAUAAGCUGCUUGGGGCUACACUGGACUAAUGAUCUGCCAGGAGCAAUGAUACAGUCUAGAUUGGCAUUGAAACCUGAUGGCUUAUUUUUAGCAGCUAUUUUUGGAGGAGAAACGUUAAAGGAGCUCAGAAUAGCUUGUACAGUGGCACAAAUGGAGCGUGAAGGAGGGAUCAGUCCCCGACUAUCACCUUUGGCACAGGUUCGAGAUGCUGGGAAUCUUUUGACUAGGGCAGGCUUCACUCUUCCAGGCGUUGAUGUUGAUGAGUAUGUAGUUAAAUAUGAAAGUGCUCUGGAGCUUAUAGAACAUCUCCGUGCAAUGGGCGAAACAAAUGCUCUUUUUCAAACGAACACUAUCCUAAAGAGGGACACAGCCUUAGCAACUGCAGCUAUUUAUGAUUCAAUGUUUGCUGCAGAAGAUGGCACUGUACCUGCAACCUUCCAGGUUAUAUACAUGACCGGGUGGAGUGAACAUCCUUCUCAGCAGAAAGCAAAAAGAAGGGGAUCAGCCACUAUAUCUUUCAAGGAUAUUGAGAAGCAAUUUGCAAACCAGAGUUGAUGAUUUUUUUUAGCUUCCCCUUGAUUUUGACUAGGGACAUUUAUGUUUAAUUAAUGUAUUGAGGCCAUCAUAUGCAUGAGUACUCCUAAAUGGUUGUCAUACCCAUAAUGGGUACAUAUCCAGUAUAGGUACACAUGGGUAGGUACGUACCUAGUAUCUUUUCCCCCCUUCCAAAUUUCACUUUCAAAUACCUUUGGCUGCAUCUUGGUCAAGCAUUGCAAUGAGUCAACAUCACCCAAGUACAAAUCAGUUCAUGCAAAAUACCAAAUUUUGCUACUAACUUGUUUG
This is a messenger RNA of Gastrolobium bilobum, 1426 nucleotides long. Its product is annotated as putative methyltransferase At1g22800, mitochondrial. Gene Ontology annotation, biological process: mitochondrial respiratory chain complex I assembly. The record is from RefSeq and is a predicted model, not a curated record. Lineage: Eukaryota; Viridiplantae; Streptophyta; Magnoliopsida; Fabales; Fabaceae. Bases 143 to 1138 code for a protein of 331 amino acids. Gene Ontology annotation, molecular function: S-adenosylmethionine-dependent methyltransferase activity. The transcript has 11 exons. Gene Ontology annotation, cellular component: mitochondrion.